AUGAUAUUGUACACACCAGUUACGAAGAACAGGGCUACUCAGUGGACCCCAGUCUUUACCAACUUGAAGACACCUCUUACUACACGGCUGGCGAAGCUUCUACUUCCUAUGCACAGCCCUACUCACAAGAACCCGACACCACCGAAGCCUCGCCGACCAGCUCUGAGCCCAAUAAAUGUCCUGUUUGUGGAAAGUCCUACAGGCGGAAAUGUGAUCUUGAGUUCGUCCACCCUGCAUCACGCAUCCUCUGAGUCUUCUUUAGCUGACACCCCACCCACAAACAGCAAGCAUAUGAACAAUCACACCAAACGCCGCCAGUGCCCUUUCCGCGACUGUGAAGGUGGUGGAGCCGAGACUAAAGACCUCAAUCGACACCUGUGGACUCACCAUCCCGAAUAUGCCUCUGCAGAGAACAUCCCCAAGGACGAGGAGUGGUGCGGCUUCCAAGGGUGCGGGUAUCAUGGACGUCGGGACAAUGUGAAGAGACAUAGGGACAACCAUAACCACUGGCCUUCGGCGUAA
Molecule: messenger RNA, 522 nt
Organism: Podospora anserina S mat+
Lineage: Eukaryota; Fungi; Ascomycota; Sordariomycetes; Sordariales; Podosporaceae
Exons: 1
Coding region: 1-522 (173 amino acids)
Source: RefSeq, a predicted model, not a curated record